AGGAACGAAAGCAAGAAACGUAAGCAUGUUAAGUUAUUCACGAAAGCCUUUGUUGACGACUGUGAGAUCUGCCUAUCACAAGAACUAAUGCGUAUAACGCAAGCAAACGAAGAGCAUAUAAAAAAUUAUAAUCGGCUUAGUAGAGAACUUGAACAAAUCAAGAGAAAGACACGGGAGGUAUAUUUAACGUUCCAAGAGAGUGUUGAACAGUUUCUUGAAGAAACUACGGAGGAUGUUUACCAGUAUAUACACAGUAGAGAGUUCAAAUCACUUGUUCUUGACGGAAUUGAAAAAUAUAGCCGUUUUACGAUUGGGAAAGAACUUGACGCUCGAAUAGAGAAGGUUACUUUUUAUCGGCAACAGGAAAAGAUUGUGGCGUUUGAAAAGAAUACAUUGCAAAAUAUUGCAGAAAAUAUCGUCAAAAUACAACAGUCUUUGCACAAUAUAGUGGACAAAAUGACAGGCCUAAAGUCUCCAUUUGAUGUUGAAGACAAACUUGGUUCUGUACUCGUCUCGUUGAUGGCUCCUAGUAGUACAGCUAUUGCCGGAGGUCUGGCCAUGAUGUAUAUGUCUGCGAGCCCUAAGGCUGCACAAGCCGUGGCUGCUGCCGGAGUAGUGACUGGACUUGUUUUUACUGGCUUAAUUGCAUUGGAUGUUUUUGACGAUUAUGAAACCGUUAUAAAAAAUGCUUAUCAGGCAAGAAUUGACAAAGUGACUACGACGAGAAUAAGGCAAUCAUUGAAAACAGACUUUACAGACAAAUUCAUAAAGGUCAUCAAGAAUGUUCUUGAGGAGGAUUUCAAACGGGAUUUCAAUCCUCCUUCAGCGACUGUUAAUUCCCUGAAACGCGAGAUAAAUUCAUAUACAAAGGCAGAGAAAGGGUUGCUUUCUAUGAGGUUGGCAAUUUCAAAAAUUCGAAGUAGGUUGGAAGAAAUCAAAAGAUUAGAGAUAAAUUUUGAAUGA
Messenger RNA from Saccostrea cuccullata (small rock oyster), 963 nucleotides. RefSeq lists its product as uncharacterized. The record is from RefSeq and is a predicted model, not a curated record. The annotation marks the transcript as partial. Lineage: Eukaryota; Metazoa; Mollusca; Bivalvia; Ostreida; Ostreidae. The transcript is spliced from 4 exons.